AUGAUGUCCAAUAACUAUGGCUACAAAUCUACCAAGCAGAAGUACACAGCAGGUAUUCGUGACCGCGACCGCAGGAAUGGAUCCUCUAACUAUACUGCAGGCAUCGAGACAAGAAAUGAAGGCGAGCGCUACAGUUCCUACACAGCCGGUGCUAGGCCCACUCCAGCUCCAGCACAUGCAAAAGGCUACACCGCAGGCAUGGGGGGAGGCGUUGCUCCGCCCACGACCAGUGUCAAAAGCUUCCUUUCUUCGGGAACCAGCCAUUCGCCAUCGCUCUCUGAAAAGUGGCUACCUAGAACAUGA
This is a messenger RNA of Ogataea haglerorum, 303 nucleotides long. RefSeq lists its product as uncharacterized. NCBI's taxonomy places the organism in Eukaryota, Fungi, Ascomycota, Pichiomycetes, Pichiales, Pichiaceae. The coding region runs from base 1 to 303 and encodes 100 amino acids. The transcript has a single exon. The record is from RefSeq and is a predicted model, not a curated record.